This is a messenger RNA of Gadus morhua (Atlantic cod), 1737 nucleotides long. Its product is annotated as cytosolic non-specific dipeptidase-like. Bases 151 to 1575 code for a protein of 474 amino acids. Gene Ontology annotation, biological process: proteolysis. Lineage: Eukaryota; Metazoa; Chordata; Actinopteri; Gadiformes; Gadidae. Gene Ontology annotation, molecular function: metallodipeptidase activity. The record is from RefSeq and is a predicted model, not a curated record. The transcript is spliced from 11 exons. Gene Ontology annotation, cellular component: cytosol.
UCCAUUAAGCUGCUGUUAUCAGCAGGUUGAGGAAGGUGUGGUCUGUCAAACUCGGUCAUCCUCACUAUAAGAAGGGUACCGAGUAUCGACAGAGUCGCCCUUUACUCCUGACUUCUCUUCAACUCCACAGCUCUCCUAGUUGCCGACAAGAUGGCCCAUCUCUCAACCCUUUUCAAAUACUUGGACGAACACCAGGAUCUCUAUGUUGAGCGCCUGGCGGAAUGGGUGGCUGUCCAGAGUGUAUCUGCCUGGCCGGAGAAGCGUGGGGAGAUCAAGAAGAUGAUGGACAUAGCAGCAAAAGACAUCGAGAGACUGGGGGGCACAGUAGAGAUGGUGGACAACGGCAAACAGAAGCUUCCAUCCGGGGAGGAGAUCCCCCUGCCCCCCAUUGUCCUGGGCCAGCUUGGUUCUGACCCGGCCAAGAAGACCGUUUGUAUCUACGGUCACCUGGACGUCCAGCCGGCCAAACUUGAAGAUGGCUGGGACACGGAGCCCUUCACACUGGUGGAGAAAGACGGUAAGCUCUUCGGAAGAGGGUCCACAGACGACAAGGGUCCCGUGCUGGCCUGGUUCAACUGCAUAGAGGCGUACCAAAAGAUCCAGCAGGACCUUCCCAUCAACAUCAAGUUCUGCUUUGAGGGGAUGGAGGAGUCCGGCUCAGAGGGUUUGGAUGAGCUCAUCUUCGCCCGCAAGGACACCUUCCUGAAGGACGUGGACUAUGUGGUCAUCUCAGACAACUACUGGCUGGGCAAGACCAAGCCCUGCAUCACCUACGGCCUCCGAGGCAUCUGCUACUUCUUCAUGGAGGUGGAGUGUGGCGAUAAGGACCUUCACUCUGGCGUGUUCGGCGGCUCCGUUUAUGAAGCCAUGACCGACCUCAUCACACUCAUGGGCUCCCUGGUGGACAAGAAGGGGAGGAUCCAGGUGCCAGGGAUGUACGACAACGUGGCUGAAGUCACCGAGGAGGAGCAGCAGCUGUACGAGAAGAUCGAGUUCGACCUGGGAGAGUACUGCACGGAUGCGGGCGUCCACAAGCUGCUGUACUCCACCAAGGAGCAAAUCCUCAUGCACCGCUGGAGGUAUCCAUCUCUCUCUCUCCACGGCAUCGAGGGGGCGUUCUCCGAUGGAGGGGCCAAGACGGUUAUUCCCAGGAAAGUCAUUGGAAAAUUCUCCAUCCGCCUUGUCCCUGACAUGGACCCCAAAGUGGUGGAGAAACAGGUGGUAGAUUACAUGCAGAAGAAGUUCUCUGAGCUGGGGAGUCCCAACAAGAUGACGGUCAGCAUGGGCCACGGUGCCAAGGCAUGGGUCUCCGACUUCAACCACCCUCACUACAUGGCCGGUCGCAAGGCUAUGAAGACAGUCUUCGGCGUGGAGCCGGACCUGACCCGCGAGGGCGGCAGCAUCCCGGUCGCGCUGACCUUCCAGGACGCCACGGGAUGCAACGUCAUGCUGCUCCCCCUCGGGUCCUCAGACGACGGGGCCCACUCUCAGAACGAGAAGCUCAACAGGACCAACUACAUCCAGGGGACCAAGAUGCUCGGAGCAUACUUCCACGAGGUUUCCCUACUGGAAUAAAUGGAGUAAAACAACACGGCAAUCAACUAUCAACUCACCUAUUGUCUUUGUAUCAUGGAGCUUUCUGCCAGCUCCCCAACAGAUCCUGGGGCUUCAGAAUUACACAGUAUUGAACUUCCUUUUCUUGCUACACCAGCGUGUUAAAAUAAAGUAUAUUUUUCC